Esox lucius (northern pike) is the source of this 2905-nucleotide messenger RNA. RefSeq names its product L-threonine dehydrogenase 2 (gene tdh2). The transcript is spliced from 8 exons. Gene Ontology annotation, molecular function: L-threonine 3-dehydrogenase activity. The coding region runs from base 1079 to 2215 and encodes 378 amino acids. Gene Ontology annotation, biological process: L-threonine catabolic process. The record is from RefSeq and is a predicted model, not a curated record. NCBI's taxonomy places the organism in Eukaryota, Metazoa, Chordata, Actinopteri, Esociformes, Esocidae.
UUUUUGUACUUUUUAUGCAGUUUUUCCUGCAAAUCCAUAUUUUCCUGCAAAUCUGUAUAUAGUCAUUGAUCUGCAAUUUUUUCUUAUUUAUAAUUUGAAAGGUAUAAAGGAAGUAGUGAGUAUGCAAAUAUUAAACACAUGAUUUUAUUGCUUUUAGACCCAACGUACAUUGUCUUAAACUGUAUACCACAUGAUGUGACAUCUUAUAGUAGUAUGAUAUUUUCAAGUGUUAUGGUUACAAUUAUUGUUGUCAAAUAUGUGAUCUCCUCUGAAGAAAUCAACUGUUCUAAAGUUUCGUUCAAGCCAAGCCAGCUCAACAUUUAAACACGAAACAAAUGCUAUGUGAAAACCUAGUCAGCAUGUUUGCCCAGAUGUAGGACCAUAGCUUUGCUGGCUGGAUAAUGUAGUCCUUUAUCCCAGAGUUACGCCCUCUCGCUCUCUGACAUCACAACAAGAAAAACCACGUAUCCCGGCAUGACAUUCUUCUGCCCUUCACUUACCCAAUGGAUGCUCGGUGCGCUUAAUCGGUGACAGUGACCAAUGAGGGUGGGGGGUAAUCUUUUUAUUCUUGGAGUUCCAUGAAAACAGUUACUGCAGCGCAAUUUACAUACGUUAGUUUUGUAACCUAGUGUGGGAUGUGAUUGUGCGAUCUUUAAAGUAUUCACUUUGGGCAUCAAGUGGUUGACAUGAUCAACAGAGACUGAUUCCAGGUUUUUGUCAGCACACAGGUGAAAUGCUGUUUUCUAGCCUAUUCAUUAUGUUUCUGAAAGAUGACGCGUGGUGUUUUAGUCGAUAGGCCUGCGAACUGUUUAAUGUUUGAGUUUGAAAGUAGGCCUGAACAAAAAAUGUUAGGCUACGUAGGACCAACUAAUCUAUAGCUAUCAUAGUCAACUGAUCUCACUGUAUUUUUUCAAUUAAUUAAUAAUCGAUGAGAUCGAAUCAAUUACCUAGGUCAUGUUAGUAUGUCUCUGUUGUGUCAUUAUGAACAAAAUGGUGUAAUUACCGACUGAACAGAACUGAUUUGCCGGAUGAAUUGGAUACGCUAACAGCAACUUUUCCACAGGGGCGGCAGCUCGACAUGCUCUCGGGUAUGCGGGUCUGUGUUCCCUCUGCAGCAACUAUAUUCGGCUCGUUGUGCCAUGGCUGUCGCAGCCCGUCGCGUUGUUCGCAAUUCCGUGGCAUUAGUUGGUCGCCCCGACUGAUCAGCAGGUGGAACAGUCGGGAUUCCGUUGACCUACCUACAGAGGAUAACCCACGUAUUCUCAUCACAGGUGGACUUGGUCAGUUAGGUGUGGGGCUUGCAGAAAUACUCAGGAAACUGUAUGGAACAGAAAACGUCAUCCUGUCAGAUAUUAAGAAGCCUCCACCAGAGGUGUACAGAAAUGGCCCAUUUGUGUAUGCUGAUGUGUUGGACUACAAGAACCUUAGAGAACUAGUGGUGAAUAACCGCAUCACUUGGCUGGUACAUUACAGUGCCCUACUCAGUGUUGUUGGAGAGGCCAAUGUGGCCCUGGCACGCAAGAUCAAUAUCACAGGACUUCAUAAUGUGCUGGACCUGGCUCUGGAAAGCUGCUUACGUCUGUUUGUCCCCAGCACCAUCGGUGCCUUUGGCCCUACUUCUCCCCGUGAUCCCGCACCCGACCUGUGUGUCCAGAGGCCUCGCACCAUUUAUGGGGUGUCCAAAGUGCACGGUGAACUGAUGGGGGAGUAUCUUCAUCACAAGUAUGGACUGGAUUUCCGCUGUCUACGCUAUCCCGGUGUCAUCUCAGCUAACACGCAGCCCGGGGGAGGAACAACAGACUAUGCGGUCAAGAUUUUUCAUGACGCCCUCAGCACGGGUCACCACGAGUGCUACUUGCGCCCUGACACUCGUCUGCCCAUGAUGCACAUCGGUGACUGCCAUCGUGCAACCGUAGAGUUCAUGCAGGCCCCGGAAUGCCAGCUGUCACUGCGCACGUACAACAUUGCCGCUAUGAGCUUCACCCCUGAAGAAGUGGCCACAGAAAUUCGAAAACACCUGCCCCACCUCAAGGUCACCUAUAACCCUGACCCUGUCCGCCAGACCAUUGCGGACAGCUGGCCGGUGAGGUUUGAUGACUCCAAUGCACGCAGAGACUGGGGCUGGAAGUCUACUUUCGGGCUCGAAGAGCUUGUUUCUGACAUGCUGAGCUCCAUUUAUGAGAAGAGGACCAACGCUGGACUGCCAGUCAGCUAGCAGGCCCCACCCACAGAGACUGUUCUACCACUCCAUAUUUCAUAAGUCUGCUUCAGCCUGGAUCUGCCAAUCACAACAGACUUUCUUUAACAGACUCUUCUGUCAGUUAAAGAAUGUUUUACCAAUAAACCAGGGACUGUUUUCAAGCCGGGAAUCUCCAACCAGAAACACUCGAAAUAAACUGACUGACAAACACGCACAUGUGCGUACACACACACACACACAUACUAAGUGAAUGGCAACAAGCACACACACUCUGAGCAGCCUUACUUUUUUGAGGAAACCAUAUUGUCAACUGUUGUGACUUUCCUCAGUUUCUGUUGUUUUAAUUGUGAUAGGGAGAAUUUAAUUAUCAUUACAGGGUUAGCAUGAGAUUCAAAUUGCUGGAGGGAAUAAGCUUUUUAAAUAUUAGUUUACAUAUAGUUAGAUAUUCUCCCGCCUUCAGUUUACAGAAUCUCGAGGGGUUGGAUUUCAUUUCCCUCUUGGCCUACUGCAUUGUCAGUGUAGUAUAGAGGACACAGUGAAACGAUACAGGAGCAAGAAGAGAUUUAGGUACACCUAUCGGGUACAAUAAGAAAUAAUACAUUUCACAACGUUUACACAAGACCUCCCUUUACAAAACAACUUCAGUACAUUUUCAAGCAGUGUUUAAUUUGUUAGUUAUUUUUAAAAAUUGCAGUGUACUUUUGA